ACAAGAGAAAAGGCGCAAAACUGCCAUGUUUUGCAUUUGCGAGUGAGUUGUUUGUGUCCAGAGAGGUGGACUGUUUGUGUUGUUUCCCUGGAAACUUGCAAAUUUGGGCUAGAAAAUGAAACGACCCCGGCCACCUGAGAAGUGUCACACAACUGAUCCCGGUGGAAAGAAAAUCAAACUCCAUGCAGACCAGCAAAAAACCACCACACAGUCUUGCAGGCUUUGCCUGAGGCCCGCUGAAAAACCAGUUUCACUCGGCCUUAUUGGUUUGGAGAAUAUUCAGCGAUGGGUUGCUGAUUUCGUUGGAAUUGAGAUUAAGUUCUCAAGUGGAUUCUCUGAAAGUAUUUGCUGGCCCUGUUUUACAACCCUGAAGACUUGGGCCAACGAGCUGAAAAUACAAGCAGCCAGAAAUGGUGAUGCUAAGCUCAAUUCAACUGGGAUGUUUUGGAAUGAGAUCAUCAAGAAUGAAAUUGUAGAAAAGAGCUCUAAAAUUAAUGUAAAUCAUUCAACUUUGGAAGUGGAAGAGAGCUCUAGCAAAUCAACUAACUUUUUGAGGAUCGAAGCCAUCCACUCUGCCACUGAAGUGAAAGAAUGCAGUGUCCAGUUGGAAGAACUAGAUGAUGAUUUCAUUGUGAAAUGCUGCCAGGGCAAAGUUGAUCUGCACAGCAAGGAGAAGGAAAAUUCAACUCGAGAAAAAUCAUUCUCGUGCCCUGUGUGCAAAUUGGUCUUUUGCAGCAGCAGCAGCUUGAAACUCCACUUAGAGCAAACCCACCCAGAUCUGAAAAGCUGCCCAAACUGCCAUUUGACCUUUACUUGGAGACGCAGCCUGACCAAGCAUGUGAUGGAAAAAUCCUGCCUGAUCUCAAGAAAAGUCAACCAGAGUGCCUUCUUCUGCCCAAAAUGCCCAAGAUCGUUUGAUAGCCUUCCACACCUUGCUGCGCAUUUGAAGGGCCAACACCCUCUUUUUCAACUUCCAAACGCAGCUUACCCCUGCAAGAAUUGCUGCAAUGUCUACAUGUCCCUCAAACAGCUCUCAGAUCACUUCCGACACGUCCACGGCGAUUUCUCAUGCGAGGUCUGCGAUGAAGAAUUUCCUGCCAGGACUCUGAUCAUGAAUCACUUGAUUGAAAAGCAUCCUGGAUUCCAACUAGAAUCUUUCUACCUUCCAUCGGAUGAAAAGAAAUUCUGCUGUGCUGUUUGUGAAUUUAAAUUCAACAAGUUUUCUGCAGUUGCUCGGCAUUUUGUCAAAUACCACAAGAACCAGAUUCCCAUGAUGCUUAACAAAGAUGAACUGUUUGCUGAACUAACUGACGAAACUGUCAUUGAAGGAGAAACUUCAGUAGCAGACGAAUUUGAAUUAGAGCCAGACGAGGAAGUAGAGGAAGCCGAGUCUGAAGAGGAUGAUCGCGCUGUGAAAGUGCAGGGUGGAUGCGAUAUUAUCCUUGGCAGUAUCUCAAAGAAAUUGUCUUGUGUCCACUGUCAAGAAGAAUUCAACAAGCUAAUUGAUGCAGUUUCUCACAUGAAAGUGAAACACAGCUCUCAGUUGCCUAUCUGUUGCCCUGGAUGUGGAAUUGGCAAUUUCAACAAGCCAUUCCUGACAGACCACGUUGCUUCCUGUGAAAAGGUUCCAUUGAAUAUUACGAAACAGCUGCAAAAGGAUAUAGCAUUAAAAAAUUCAAUCACCUAUAAGUGCCCUCACUGCCCUCAGAUAUUCAAGUUAAUUAACACUGCGAACCUCAUGACACACUAUGAGAAGAAGCAUCUCUCAAAACUCUGCUUCAAAUGUCCUGGUUGCUGUUUAUUGCAUCCUACACCUCAACAUCUAUUGUCCCACCUGUUGAGCUGCAAGAAAAUUCAAUUUUCCUCAUACCUGCCCCAAGCCUCUACUUCAGUCUCAGAGGCGGAGGAAGGCGAGUAUAAAUGUGCGUUGUGUUCCAAGCAAUUUGCUACCAGUGCACUGCGAGGCAACCAUUUACUGAUUCACCGCACAAAGGCCAAAGUCUUUGAGUGCGAUUAUUGCUCACGCAUAUUUACAAAAAAAUUGGAAUUGAUCGUUCACAUUCUUGCACAUCAGAAUCAGCCUGCAAAUAUGAACUUUGAGCCAAAAUUCCAGUGCUGUGUGUGUUUCACUGAGGUUUACACUGAUAUUGAACUUGCACGCCAUUUGCAAUUUGCACAUCUCAAUAGAAUCUCAUUUUCAAAAAAAUCCAAGGAAUCGCAAAUGGUUGUUGCUGUGCGCAGCAUGCAGGUUCAGCGUUUGUCUGUGAAGAACAAGAAUCGAGACAUUCAGUUUGAUCCUCAAACUUCCAUUCUCAGAUACCAAGGCAAGAAUAUCUGCUGCCAACUUUGCCCAAUGAUAUAUUGCAAUGAAGCUUGGUUCACUCGUCACAUGGAAAAGCAGCACAGCAAUUUGAUCAUUUGCUCAGGUUGCGGAACAAGAUUCUCAUUGUUGAUACAGAUGAAGAACCAUUUUAGAACCUGCAACAAGAUGGCUGCGGACCAAAAAUUGCUGAUGAUGAGUCAGCUGAGUCCCAAGUAUACCAGCGAAUGGGUCUGCAAGCCAUGUCAGAAGGUCAUGUACAGCAUGACUGAAGUCGAUUCUCACAUUUUAAGAUGUCACAAACAGUUUGAGAACCUCCAGUGCAACCAGUGCAAUCUUCACUUUAUCAGCAAGCAAGCCCUGGAAGAACACAGAAAAAUGCAUCAGCUUCCAAAACAAAUCCUUAUGAAGACCUGCAUGGAGUGCAAGAUUUCAUUUGACUCAGAGGAGAACCUUUGCAGACACAACCUUUUGAAACACUCCACUCCAUUGACAAAUGACAAACAACCUCCGUUGAAGAUCUGUGAGAAGUGCAAGGCCAAUUUUGACUCGGAGGCACAACUUCUCAGGCACGACCUUUUGAAACACAUGACCCACGAAAACAUAACUUGCAAAUUCUGCUUCCUGAUGUUCCCCAAAGUGGACUUGCUGAUCACUCACAUUUUAAGGCAGCACCCUGAGAAAGCCUUCACUUGUGAAAUCUGCAAAAUGCCUUACAUCAACAAGUUCAUGCACAAGUGCCACAAUGCCAACAAUCAAGAAGUUGACAAGGCCGUGGAGGUCUCAAAGCCUUUGACAGUGGACGCCCCGAAGCGUUCGAGGGGUCGUCCGAGGAAAAACCCUGAGCCAACUUUUCAAAUCAUCGACAACAGUGACAACACAGGCAAGAAGCGAGGCAGAGGCCGGCCAAGGAAAAAUCCUGUCGAUGACAAUGAGAGCAAACUGACCAUUCAAUGUAAGACAUGCAAGAUGUGCAUUCUGCGCUGCGACUCUUUGGCGGAAUUGCUGAAAAAAUCAAAAGGAGCCCAGGAAUUGCACAAGUGUAGUAAGCAACAGAAUGGGAAAGCAAUGAGCAUCGUUCCAGUAAAAACCAUCAGGUAAUUUAAUUACUUGGUUUCUCAGUGAGUAAAAAUAGUAAAAUUAAGGAUAUACCCACUUAGUUUGAAAAAAAAAUGUAUUUUGCUAUGUAACUAGCAAAAUUUUUAAAAAUCAUUGCUUUUAAUUUUCAGUAAAUCAGUAUAUAUGAAUAUAAUUUUUUUUUU
Messenger RNA from Neocloeon triangulifer, 3582 nucleotides. Its product is annotated as zinc finger protein 585A-like. Bases 116 to 3421 code for a protein of 1101 amino acids. Gene Ontology annotation, molecular function: chromatin insulator sequence binding. The transcript has 5 exons. Gene Ontology annotation, biological process: regulation of transcription by RNA polymerase II. The record is from RefSeq and is a predicted model, not a curated record. Gene Ontology annotation, cellular component: chromosome. NCBI's taxonomy places the organism in Eukaryota, Metazoa, Arthropoda, Insecta, Ephemeroptera, Baetidae.